Messenger RNA from Raphanus sativus (radish), 688 nucleotides. Its product is annotated as mavicyanin. Gene Ontology annotation, cellular component: plasma membrane. Lineage: Eukaryota; Viridiplantae; Streptophyta; Magnoliopsida; Brassicales; Brassicaceae. Gene Ontology annotation, molecular function: electron transfer activity. The record is from RefSeq and is a predicted model, not a curated record. The transcript has 2 exons. Bases 73 to 588 code for a protein of 171 amino acids.
UAUAUAUGAUGAACUAGCUCGAAGAAAGCUUCAGUCAAGUAUUGCUAGACCAGGUUCAAUUCACUAAAACCAAUGAAAAUGCAAGCAGUUCUCACUGUCCUGGUUUUAUCCGGUUUAAUGACGGUUAAGACAACGUUAGCAGCACAACAUGUGAUGGGCGGGAGCCAAGGCUGGGAAGAAUCCGUUGACUUUGAUUCUUGGUCGUCCGAUCAAUCUUUCAAAGUCGGCGACCAAUUGGUUUUUAAAUACUCCGGACUACACAGUGUUGUUGAGCUGGGAAGUGAAACUGCAUACAAGAGUUGUGAUGUGGGAACACCCGUUAACUCCUUAAGCUCUGGAAACGACGUCGUUAAGCUGUCCAAAACUGGGACUCGUUAUUUCGCAUGCGGGACCCCAGGGCAUUGCGAACAAGGCAUGAAGGUCAAAGUCAACGUUGUCUCUUCUGACUCCACCGCCGUUCCCUCGCCGGGUUCGAGUUCGGGUUCGAGCUCCGACUCGGAUUCUAGUUCGGGUCAUGGGUUACGAGCUUCCAUUGGAUAUAUUUUGGCUGUUGGAUCGUUUGUUAUGGGUCUUGUUUGGGCUUUCUGAGAAUUUAGGCUUUUGUUUUGUUGUAUUUUGUUUGGAUCAUUAUGUAUUCAGAUUAAUGCAUUUCUGAGUUUUGUUAUAUAUUUCCUUAUAUUUUCAGUUA